AGUGCGUGGGGGAUUGUCCUCCUCUGUCGUAAUGGCCGCCGCUGCAGCAGGGAUAAACAAGCAGGGCGCUGGAGCGACGAUGGAGCCUUGUCUCCGGCAUGGAAGGGGAGCCCAUGGAGGCAGCGUCAAGGUGUUGGAGUGCGGUGUGUGUGAGGACGUGUUCUCCCUGCAGGGGGAUAAGGUCCCUCGCCUUCUGCUCUGCGGUCACACGGUGUGUCAUGAUUGUCUCACCCGGCUGCCUCUGCACGGCAGAGCGGUCCGCUGCCCCUUCGACAGACAGGUCACAGAGCUGGGGGACUCUGGAGUUUGGGGUCUAAAGAAGAACUUUGCUCUGCUAGAACUCCUGGAGCGACUCCAGAACGGAGCGAGCAACCAGUCAGGAAUGGCGGAGGAUGUUUUGAAAGGGAUGGGAGAAUGUAUAAUCCGCUGCGACGAGGACGAGAGCCACACGGCGUCCGUGUACUGCACGGUGUGCGCCACGCACCUGUGCGCCGAGUGCUCCCAGCUCACCCACUCCACCCGCACGCUGGCCAAACACCGGCGAGUGCCGCUGGCUGAUAAACCGCACGAGAAGAUGCUCUGCCCGCAGCACCAGGUUCACGCCAUCGAGUUUGUCUGUCUGGAGGAGGCCUGCCAAACGGGGCCUCUCAUGUGCUGCGUGUGUAAGGAAUACGGCAAGCACCAGGGACAUAAGCACGCCCUCCUGGAGUCAGAAGCCAAUCAGAUCCGUGCGUCCAUCCUGGACAUGGCCCACUGCAUCCGUACGUUCACCGACGAGGUGUCGGAGUACUCCAGGAAGCUGGUGGGCAUCGUGCAGCAGAUCGAGGGCGGCGAGCAGAUCGUAGAGGAUGGAGUCGGAAUGGCGCACACGGAGCAUGUUCCCGGCACAGCAGAGAGCGCUCGCUCCUGUGUCCGCGCUUACUUCGCCGACCUCCAUGAGACCCUGUGUCGGCAGGAGGAGAUGGCCCUGAGCGUGGUGGACGCUCACGUCAGGGAGCGGCUGAUCUGGCUGAGGCAGCAGCAGGAGGACAUGACCAUCCUGCUGUCUCAGGUCUCCACUGCCUGCCUGCACUGCGAGAAAACGCUGCAACAGGACGACUGCAGAGUGGUGCUGGCAAAGCAGGAGAUCAACUGUUUGUUGGAGACGCUUCAGAAGCAGCAGCACCAGUUCACUGAGCUGGCAGAUCACGUUCAGCUGGACGCCGGCAUCCCUGUCACCUUCACCAAGGACAACAGAGUCCACAUCGGCCCAAAGAUGGAGAUCCGAGUCGUGACUCUGGGACUCGACGGGGCGGGAAAGACCACCAUCCUUUUUAAGCUGAAGCAGGAUGAGUUCAUGCAGCCCAUCCCGACCAUCGGUUUCAAUGUGGAGACGGUUGAAUAUAAAAACCUGAAGUUCACAAUCUGGGACGUUGGCGGGAAGCAUAAGCUGAGGCCUCUGUGGAAGCACUAUUAUCUAAACACUCAGGCUGUGGUGUACGUGAUCGACAGCUGCCACAGAGACCGACUGAUGGAGGCGCACAGCGAGCUGGCCAAACUACUGACGGAGAAGGAGCUGCGCGACGCUUUGCUGCUCAUCUUUGCAAACAAGCAGGACGUUCCCGGCGCGCUGUCUGUGGAGGAGAUGACGGAGCUGCUGAGCCUCCACAAGCUGUGCUGCGGGAGGAGCUGGCAUAUCCAGGGCUGCGACGCCCGCAGCGGGAUGGGACUCCACGAGGGGCUGGACUGGCUCUCCAGACAGCUGGUGGCAGCAGGGGUCCUGGAUGUAGCCUAAAAGCAUCAUCAUCAUCAUCUUCUUCUCCGUAUACUGACUAAUCCAAAUAAAAACCCAACCCUCCUAACCCCAACAUCUACUCUCUUCAAACCUCCAGGCUGCGGCUGAAACCCUGAUCCUCCAUCUUUCUUUCUUUGGGGAAUUACGCUGUUACACUUUCUAAAUAUCAGAAUGAACCGGUCAUUCGCGACCAUCCACAUAACGAAGCGUUUCCGGAUGCCUCCUUCCUUAACUAGCUGAACCCAUUUACUCCAAAACGCUCCUUCUUCCUCCAGUCUGGAGCAGAUAUGCUCUUUCAAACCUUCUUAUUCUGUAUAUUGUUUAAUCCACUAACCAUUAGAUAGUUCAGGUAAACGACUACAGUGACCUUGAAGUAAUCAGAAAUAUUAAUCCGUUAUCGCUUCAGUGAGUAGAGUGGCUUCUAGUUGCUGUUCAUUUCAUCGCCUGACGUAAAACAGUAUCUGCUGUGGUGCAAUUGGCUCUUUUUCGUCAAGCUUGUUUUGUUUUUUUCUGUAAAGCUUGUGAACCUGUUUGAAACUCCAGCUGGAUUUGAAGGGUUGCACCGCUUGAGCGCUUUCUGUUACGCAGCAACUGUUUACUGAAUUUAUUUAUAGACAGGAAGAGGAUGUUUCUGUGACCAGAGAAUGAAAACGAGAUUUCAACCAACUACGUUUAAAAAAAAACAGGACAUAAGUGCAAGUAUCUUCUCGCCUGUUGUUGAUUUAUCUGGUCGUAGUUCUACGAUGUGAAACCUUAACACUGACACUUCUUAAUGAGAAACCGCGGUUUGAGUUUAUUCAUUGCUAUGUAAUGUUUACUAUUUGUAUCCAUGUAUUAUAAAAAGAAAAAAGAUGCACGUGUGAAAAGCCUUUUCGUGUCGUUUGUGAGAACCGAAGCAAAGUACGCAGCCAAACCUUUGUUACAAGUGGACUUGAUGACUUUGGCUUUUGUAAAUUAUAAAGAAUGUGACGCUGUAAAAAAGAAUUAAACUAUUUGACAUCA
Cyprinodon tularosa is the source of this 2776-nucleotide messenger RNA. It is a transcript of the gene trim23, whose product is annotated as tripartite motif containing 23. The transcript is spliced from 11 exons. NCBI's taxonomy places the organism in Eukaryota, Metazoa, Chordata, Actinopteri, Cyprinodontiformes, Cyprinodontidae. Bases 32 to 1774 code for a protein of 580 amino acids. Gene Ontology annotation, molecular function: GTPase activity; zinc ion binding; GTP binding. Gene Ontology annotation, cellular component: plasma membrane; lysosomal membrane; cytoplasm. Gene Ontology annotation, biological process: intracellular protein transport; vesicle-mediated transport. The record is from RefSeq and is a predicted model, not a curated record.